CAAUAACAACAAUAACAACAACAACAGCCACGCCGGCGGCCAAGUCAGAUGAGAUCGCGGUGGAAGAGAUCGCAACGACAUCGACAACAGUCUCGAUCCAGGAAGAGGAAACAUCAACGACUACACCAUCCGAUGUUGUAUUUGAGGCACCAACGCCCAUAUCCACUCCAGAACCAAUUCAGCAAGAGACACCACUGCCACCAAUCCAAGAAGUUGAUGAACCCAUCAUGCACCUUCCCACGUCACCACGACUCCCGCCACGGAGCACAACACCUAUCUCCCAGAUCUCAUUCUCCUCAUUUUCACUACCGCCCCUGACCCGCAGAGCCACUUUCGCUCCCGCCCCCGCUCCCAGAGCUUCCUUCGAAGCGCCAGUCCUACUACGCAGCCGCACUUCCGCACCGACCUCAUCCUCCCUCGACGAGUUCAGGACAACUCAGCAGCCACGGAACUUCUCCAUGCGUCAGGUCUCAAGGCACAGCACGCCCAACGAUCUCUGGGUCGUCAUCGGGGAAGAGGUGUUUGACUGCACGGAAUUCGCGGCUACGCAUCCUGGUGGUGCGAAGAUUCUGAACGGAGUAGCAGGCAAGGACGCGACCAAGAAAUUCGAC
Molecule: messenger RNA, 611 nt
Organism: Microdochium trichocladiopsis
Lineage: Eukaryota; Fungi; Ascomycota; Sordariomycetes; Xylariales; Microdochiaceae
Exons: 2
Coding region: 49-318 (89 amino acids)
Source: RefSeq, a predicted model, not a curated record